ACAAACAAAUAAAAAUAGAAAAAGAAAUCCAAAAUAAAAAAAAUUAACUGUGUGAUUCCAUAAUUUUUCUUGGCUCAAUACACCUGAUUUUUUUAUCCGAUUCUUGAAAAAAAGUAUCGAGUAUAGAUACAUCGGUCCAAAAAAAGUAUCGAGUAAAAGUACUCGAUACUUUCCGAUUUAAAAUCGGCUUGUCGAUACAUCGGCAAAAAUCGAAGACCACUACAGUGGAGGCCAGUGCAGGCUGAAACUUGAGGUUAUAAAAUUUUACAUUGAUUAAUUGUACGUUCAUUGACAUAACAUAAGACAGAAUUGAAGAAAUACAAAUAUAAACAAAUUUCGCCAACCGAGGUUCAUAUUGAUAAAACUCAUUGGUCUACUCAUAAAUAAAAAUGCAGUGUAUCAGAAGAUGUUGGCAAAGUGUAUUGACAGGGUGCAGCUUUAGUUCAAAUCCAACAAAUCUGACAAGAUUUUCAAUACCUGGAGCAAAUUUCCAUACAUCUUCAAAGCUUUCAGAUCUAGAAGAAGAGAAAAAAGAAGGUCCUUCUAAAUGGCUUACAUAUAAUGAAAAAAUUUAUCCACCUCAAGAACUUAGUGAAAAGCCUAGACCAGCAUUUGUAUGUCACAUGAAGACAAACAUCAAAUACAGUCCAAAAACAAUGUGGUACGUCUCAGUGCUGGUUCGUGGACUUUCAGUUGAUGAAGCUAUUAAACAAUUGAGUCAUUGUUUAAAAAAAGGUGCCGUUGCUGCUAAAGAAACAAUUCUGGAAGCUCAAAAAAUGGCUGUAGAACAGCACAAUGUUGAAUUCAAAAGCAAUCUCUGGGUUGCUGAAUCAUUUGUUGGCAAAGGAAAAGUAGUAAAAGGAAUAAGAAAACAUGCUAAAGGUAGAAUGGGACGAAUUAGUUAUCGUUAUGUUCAUUAUUUUGUUCGUUUGGAAGAAGGCCAGCCACCCAAGCACUACUUUGGUCCUGAACCCAAGACGAAAGAUCAACUGCUCGAAGAUUGGAUUACCAAACAGCGAGAACGAAAAAUUGCUAAUUCAAUAUAAGACUUAUUUACUGUUAAUUAAUAAAUUGUACACUAUUAAUAAAUAUCUUAAAUAAAUAAAUGUAAAACAAAUUUUA
Messenger RNA from Aphidius gifuensis, 1122 nucleotides. It is a transcript of the gene mRpL22, whose product is annotated as 39S ribosomal protein L22, mitochondrial. Lineage: Eukaryota; Metazoa; Arthropoda; Insecta; Hymenoptera; Braconidae. The record is from RefSeq and is a predicted model, not a curated record. The transcript has 4 exons. Bases 390 to 1046 code for a protein of 218 amino acids. Gene Ontology annotation, cellular component: ribosome; mitochondrial large ribosomal subunit. Gene Ontology annotation, molecular function: structural constituent of ribosome. Gene Ontology annotation, biological process: translation; ribosome assembly.